GUUCUACUGGGACUUUACUAUGCUGCUCUUCAUGGUUGGCAAUCUCAUCAUCAUCCCUGUGGGCAUCACUUUCUUCAAAGACGAAACAACAGCACCCUGGAUUGUCUUCAACGUGGUCUCUGACACCUUCUUUCUGACAGACCUGGUAAUGAACUUCCGGACGGGCAUUGUCAUUGAGGAUAAUACUGAUAUCAUUCUGGACCCUGAGCGGAUCAAGAAGAAGUAUCUGAAGACCUGGUUUGUGGUGGACUUUGUCUCCUCCAUCCCUGUGGAUUAUAUCUUCCUCAUUGUGGAGAAGGGCAUCGAUUCAGAGGUUUAUAAGACAGCCCGGGCCUUGCGCAUUGUCCGUUUCACCAAGAUCCUCAGUCUCCUUCGAUUACUUCGGCUCUCGCGGCUCAUCCGUUACAUCCAUCAAUGGGAAGAGAUCUUCCACAUGACGUACGACCUGGCUAGCGCUGUAAUGCGGAUCAUUAACCUCAUCGGAAUGUGCUACUCUGUGUCAUUGGGAUGGCUGCCUGCAGUUCCUCGUGCCGAUGCUGCCGGAUUUCCAAGCGACUGUUGGGUUUCCCUCAAUAACAUGGUGAAUGACUCAUGGAGCGAGUUGUACUCCUUCGCCCUCUUCAAGUCCAUGAGCCACAUGCUGUGCAUUGGUUAUGGACGUCAGGCACCUGAGAGCAUGACUGACAUCUGGCUGACCAUGCUGAGUAUGAUUGUGGGAGCUACAUGCUACGCCAUGUUUAUUGGCCAUGCCACCGCCUUGAUUCAGUCUCUGGACUCCUCCCGGCGUCAAUAUCAAGAGAAGUACAAGCAAGUGGAACAGUACAUGUCCUUCCACAAGCUCCCCACUGACUUCCGGCAGAGGAUCCAUGACUACUAUGAGCAUCGGUACCAGGGGAAGAUGUUUGAUGAGGACAGCAUUCUGGAGGAACUCAAUGAACCAUUGCGAGAGGAGAUUGUAAAUUUCAACUGCCGGAAGCUGGUGGCCUCCAUGCCUCUCUUUGCAAACGCCGACCCCAAUUUUGUUACUGCUAUGCUCACCAAACUGAAGUUUGAGGUCUUCCAGCCAGGCGACUAUAUCAUUCGUGAAGGGACCAUUGGCAAGAAGAUGUAUUUCAUCCAACAUGGAGUGGUGAGCGUCCUCACCAAAGGCAACAAAGAGAUGAAAUUGUCAGAUGGCUCCUACUUUGGAGAGAUCUGCCUACUAACAAGAGGCCGGCGAACCGCAAGUGUCCGCGCCGACACCUACUGUCGUCUCUACUCCCUCUCAGUGGACAACUUCAAUGAAGUCCUGGAGGAAUACCCCAUGAUGCGGCGGGCUUUUGAAACAGUCGCCAUUGACCGCCUGGACCGGAUAGGUAAGAAAAACUCCAUCCUGCUGCACAAAGUCCAGCACGACCUCAACUCAGGUGUCUUCAACAACCAGGAGAACGAAAUCAUCCAGGAGAUUGUCAAGUACGACCGAGAGAUGGUGCAGCAGGCCGAGUUGCAGCAACAUGCUAUUUAUGCCCCGCCUCAGCCGCAGGUGACCUCGGCCAUUGCCACUCUCCAGCAGGCAGUGGCCAUGAGUUUCUGCCCACAAAUGGCCAGUCCCCUGGUCGGCCCAAUGGGUCUGGGCUCGCCCCGGAUGGCCCGCCGACUGCAGUACCAGGGAGGCAUCGCUGGGCCCUUUGCCAUUUCCCCGGCUUUGCUCCAGCAACAUCGUCACCAACAGCAGCAGCUGAACUUGCAACAACAACAACAGCAGAGUAUCUUGCAACUACAGUCACAAAAUGUGCAACCGCAACAGCAAAAUGUUGCUCCACAGCAGCCGCCGCAACAGCCAACCCCUCCACCAGUCUCCUCCGCCGGCCCCCUGCCUUCCUCAUCCUCCGUAUCCAGUCCGCCUUCCCAGAGCCCCCACACCAGCCGGACGUUCCCCUACGAGGGCGCCAAGGGUCAGUCGGGUUCCCAGCUCUCGCUGACUCAGCAGAAGCCCCCCAGCUCCCCGCAGCGCCUGGCAGCCCACAAGAGCACACAAGCCCUUCACACCAGCAGCCUGAGCCAGGAGAGCCGGCCACUCUCGGCCUCCCAACCCUCCCUCCCGCAUGGCGUCUCUCAGACCAUGAGCCAGAGCCCCCCGUCCUCAGCUCACGACUCUACCACUUCCAUCCCAGCGGCAGCAGGGCCUGGGGGUGCGUCGCCCGCCUCACCUGCCACCUCGACGCAGAGUUCCGGCAGCAUGCCUCAAGCCGUGCCACGGGCAGCUGCAGCACCACCUUCCCGCGCGGGACUACCCCACCAGAUGUCAGCCACCACAGGGUACCCAGGGCCAGCGGGGGCGAUCGCUAGCCCCCCCACUGCAGGCCUCCAACAAGACUCGGGGAGUGCCCGCAAGGAUUCCAUAGUUAGCACCCCUGACACGGACCCAACAAAAUCAAAGCUACCUUCCAACUUGUGACCUUCAACGUUAGUGGUGGGGAGGUGGAAAAGAUGGUAUGGGGAAAUAGUAGUGGGCAUUGCCCCACUUUCCGCCGCCCCACGAUACAGCAGAAAGAGCUGGCAGUGGGGUCGUGCCACAGAAAUGCAUCAUGGCGCCUUUUCUCUCAUGCUGACCAUUGCUCGCUCUGAAAAACCGGGAACACAAGAGUGGGGUCCCGAGGAGCUUUGGAAGUGAAGAGAAGGUGGAAGUAAAGAUAGUGUCCAUGGAUAUGGGGGAGGUCGGUGUUCAAUGGAGGGGUGUUUUUUAGCCACAAGACAGAUUGGUCCUCAUACCACCUGCCCUGGUGAGGUAGGGAGACUCGCCUGUCCUGUUGUAGCUCCUGACCAAAGUUUGGCUCCCGUCUCCUGCGGUCAUCUCCAUCCCACCUCUCACCCCGCUGUGACCGUACCACAGAAAGCCAUAAUCUAGUUUAUCAUGCAGUUUAAUCCAAUGUGUGUAAAAUAAUAUACAUAUAUAUAUAUAUAUACAUAUUGAAAGAGAAAUAAUAAUAAUAAUAAUAUAGAUAUAUAUAUGAGGUAAACCAUGUGUACAGCGCCUUAUACAUCCGUGCUCUCUGCUGAGCCUGGAAGGAAGGGAAUUUGGGGAGGUGGAUCUGUGGGAAAGGAAUUGGGAUUGUUAUGUUCAGAAGGUAGAGUUUUCCUUCCGCCUUUUCAACCUCAUUUUCCCUCGGAAAAAAGGAAAUCCUCCUCCUUUUUCCCCACUGAAAACUUAAGAAUCCUGUCUUUUCAUGACCCCUUCUCCACCCAUGGGGUGGCAUAUUUCGGAGGAUUGAGUUGAGGGAAACUGCUUCUAUCCCAGUGGUCUUCAGUGAAGAACUAGUUGUAUUUUUGCCUUCCAUUGGCCUUCCUUCCUUCCUUCCUUCUUUCCUUCCUUCCUUCCUUUUCCUCUCUGGUGCCUUCUUCUGCAAAACCCAAUGCUAUCUUAUAGAAUUCUCUGCCACAAGUUGUGAUGAUGGUUCUUCUUACUUAGGUGGAGAUAAAUUCAGGGAGGGCAUUUCCAUCCACAGUGCUGCUUGUUGUCCUUUGUGUGUCUCAUGCCUAAAACGUUUACUCCAAUCUUUUGACAAAGCAAAAGGCUCGCAAAAGGCUUUCCCAAGAUUUUAAUUAUUGGUAGUUAAGAGCUUUAAGCUAAAACAUAAACCUGAUUGAGAAGGAGGAGCGGAAGAUAGGUUGCAAGAAACGGUCUCUUCUUUGGCUUAUCUUAGUAACUUUCGUUGUGAGCACCUUCCAUGUCAGUGGGGCAGCAAAUCCAUUCCAAGUUUUAGAUUGAGCUUUAUAGGAGCCAACCAAGGUUUUAGACUCUUUAUCAUUGAAAUAAGUGUCUUGAGGGGAUGUCAGGUAGACUAGAAUACAAACCAAUGGAUGCAUAUUAUUUGGGGGAGGAGAGAAAAAUCCACCCAAAUAUUAGCAAGAAUUUCUUUACUGUAAGCGUUGUUGAGCACUGGAAUAGACUGUGAGGAGGUUAGUGGGUGCACCUUUUUCGGAGGUCUUUAAACAGAAGUUGGAUUGACAUCUUUCAGAAAUGUUUUAACUGCGUAUUCCUUCAUGCACUGCAUGGUCCCUGGGGACCCUUAAAGUUUUGACCAGUAAUCCUAAGACUUCGAUCAAAGCUAGUUGGGGAAAGAAUAAAGAUUUAGCCCUGGUAAAAUAUUAACUUUUCCUUCCCUUCUCCUUCCAAUUUGCAAUUUGCUUCUUGUUCCCUGUAGAGUAUUUUGUGAGUAUUGUUGGUGAGGUUAUCACCAGUGUUCAGAGGCAGUCUUUCUCUGAAAUAUCAGCUACUACAGAGAAACUAUAGGGAAAAAAAGGAUUGAAAGAGAAAAGCAUCCGACUGCAAACAUUUCUAUCAAAAUGCCCUUUAAAAUAUUUUUAAAGGUAACAAAUAUGACUUGUUAACAACAAUAAGUGGCUGUUGUUACUAAUUGUUCCAUUACUUUUGAAAUGUAAUUUCAUUGUGCCCUUAUUACAAAGGGAAAUGAAUGUAUUUCCUUCCAAGCCCUGAUCUUUGUUAUAGGAUCAUUGGGUUAUUUAUUGGAUAAAACAAGUUUACUUUUGCAUCAGCAGCUGUGCUGAAGAAUAGGCAGGGAUCUUUUGAAAGGCUCUUUUUUCCCUCUUGGAAGCAGAAGCAGUGGCCAAAAUUGAAAACAUCCUGAAGUGUCAUUCUAACUGUUUCCACUGGUAUUAUGUGUGGAAGAGUAAAUUCCCAAAGAGAAAAAGCAAUAGAGAGAUGGAUAGCUUCGUAAAAUCUCCCUCCCUUUCCUCUCCAGCUUUAACAGAAUUUGGUUUGGAGUAUUUUCACUGUCCUCUAUAUAGAAACCCUAAAUAUACCAAGAAGGCUUUCUGACAUGUUAGGCUGCAAAUGAUGCCUACAAAGCGGCAUGGAGGACAAUUGUUUGGUUAGGGCGCCAUUUUGUUUCACGCAAAGGUAUCUCUGCUAGAGUUCUCCUGUAAGAAAAGACAAUGUUCCAGAUUAACCUCACAGAGGAUAACGAAAGGAAUUGGGCAGAGAUAGCAGGCACAAGUUAACCAAAAUCUCCAGUUCAGGGCUUUUGCUGGUAUAAUUCACUGUAGACCAGGCAAGUGUUUCUGACUAUUAGUUGUUUAUAGCUAUGGCAAUCAAACUCUCCCACCAAAUAGGUUGUUAAAAUUUCUGUUGUGUUUUAACUCAGGUGUACAUUUGUACCGGUAUAAUUGGGACUCGCAACAAAAUAUGGCAGCGUGCAGCAUAUGUUUUCAGGCUUUCGGCCAGCCUUGCCCUUUCCCUGGAAAGUUUCUUCUUUUCCAAUACACUUUGGUUAUCUCUCAGCUCCCUAGGAUUUUUUUGUAUUUGUCCAAACUUGAGCCUCAGAAUAAUUCAGUAGUUCUGUCCUGCGAGUGGGUGAUGCAUUUUGGUUACCCUAAUGGUAAGUUUUUAGAGAGCUGAAGUUGCAAUUGGUGCAGCUAGUGGGAUACAAUAUGUACUGGCUUUGCCAGUACCAGCUGCCAUUUUGUUAAAGACACCUGUUGAUGGAUUUCCAUAGAGUUUGAGCAAAACUUGUAGAUACUGCAAGUCAUCCCAUGCCUGUAUUUCAGAAUAUAGACAGAGUGGGAACCUGUGAACCUCCAGAUGGUGUUUAAACAGACUUGGUUAAUGUUGACCAGACUUGGCUCACCCAGGAAGCUUUGUGGCUAAGUAGAGUUUUGAACUGGGGUCUCUCCAAUACUUGACUCUCUAACUAUUGCGCCGCAUUGUGACUCUUCUCUCAUGACUUGCGCGAGGGCGUUGGAAGGAAAAGGGCUUGGUGCUGUGCUAGAAUAGGAAGGCGCAAGCAUGUGCGGUUGAGUCAUCCCCACCCACCAGCCUCCCUCCAUCCUUCUUCCUUCACAACUCAAGUAGAGAGAAGGAAAAAACAAACUUUGUAUAAAACCAGAUCCUGGGAGAAUUCCACUUGCCGUGGCAAAAUAUUCCUGGUCCCAGCAGAAGCCCAGCUUUGCCAUUGCCUUGUUUUUGCCCUUUACUCUCCGAGCCUUUUAGUGUCUGCCUGUGUGAGGUGUUUUGGGUGCAUGUGUCCAUGUUUUGCCUCUUGCUGUUUUGGGCCUGCCUCUUUGAGGCUGUGUGUAUGUAUGUAUUUGGGGUUGUUGUUUUUUGCAGGUGCCAUGAAAUGGCAUAGCUGCUGGUGCACUGAGGUGGCAUGGACUUGGGGAGAAGAGAGGGCAAGUUGUGCCACUGGGCUAACCCUGGUAUUUCUCUCUUGAGCAGCGCUGGGUGACCUGUAGCCUUCUGAGUGUUGUUGGACUCCAAUUCCCAUAAUCUCUAUAGUCAGGCUGGGGUGAGAAGAGCAGUGGCACAUCAGCAUCUGGAGGACUGGAUCUUGAGUAGGGGUUGGGAAUCAUUCAGCUUUUCAAAUGUUGAACUGUAGCUCCCAGCAUUCUUAACCCUUGACUAUACCACUUGGAAGUGCAGUCGAACAUCAUCCAGAGGGUUGCAUCUCUUGCCUACAGGUUGGUAUGCACUCCUCCUUCCACAAAUGCCAUCAUUUAACAUUCUCUUGCCCCAAACAUAUGCAAGUGGGGAGCGGAGCAUGAUGGCUUCACUCCCCACUCUAAAUCCUGACCCUCCAGAUCCUGGCCCAAUGCACUCUCUCAAGAAAGCCACCUUGGCUUCCAAGUCCUUCACUGAGGAUCUGCUGGCUUGCUUAUCCUUUUCACCAUCAGAAAGCAUUCAGAAUGCAUUUACAAUUCUACAAGGGGAAAUAGGGAUAUGUAGGUUAAGAGUUUGAGUUUCCGUGCUUCCACUUCUACUUCAUUCGCUUGCAAUAAAUGUGCAGCUUUGACAGAUGGGUCCAAAAUACAUUCCUUUGAAACUCAGGUGUGUAUAGUCUUGAGGUGUGCAUCUUUAUAGGUAGAAAAUGGGUGGUUUGGACAAGAUUUGGAAAGGUUCUUGUCAGCUUGUUUACAAGGGCAGACUUGGGCGAGCUAGGAAGGCACCGAAUCCCUGGAAACAGUGGAAAAACAGAGAUCCUGAUACUGUGUUUUGUCAUAGGAAGAAUCUUGGCCCCGAUGCUGUCUUGCUCUGGUCUCUGAGCCUUUGAAACAAAGACAGGAAACACUUGCAUUUCUUUUUCCAGGCUUGUGAUGAAGGGGACUGGAGUCCAUGAAAGCUGCUGCUGAACUAUAUCAGUCUCAAAGGUGCUGUUAGAGCCAUCCUUCCGUCCCCCUGUCUUUUCCUCAUAUGCUGAAACAGACUAAUACUGCUGUGUUGGGGGAGCGGGUGAUCAGACACUACGAGGUCUAGAAACUUGAUCUUUGGAAGCUGAACAGAUAACAUCAGUAUUUCUACUUAUGCAAGGCGAAUUACUAAUGUAUAUGAUUGUAUAUGUGUUUAUUCUGGCCUCAAACUCCCCCCAAACAAUGCACAAGGUUGCACAGAGCUUGGAUGCCCACCAUGGAGGAGUAUCCUAGAGGUGGAUUCCUGAAGUGGUCAGAGUAGAUGUUCCUUAAGACCCCUUUUCAACUUGAUUAUUUAGAAAUGGAAAUCAUGUAGCCAGCUCAGAAUGGGAAUUAGUACUAUAUUUCCGGUCUCAUUUGGGGGCUGAGCAGAAACAGAUAAAGUCCAAAUCGUGUGUUUUUGGAAGGGGCAGUGUGAAUGGGUGGCAGCUUUGCCUUUUGCACUAUUUUCUAGCUUUUGCCCAUCUCUUGUUUUCCUGGCUGUUUCCAGGAAACAUGGACAGGUAUUUGCUGUCCUAAUUUGCCAGUAGUCUGCAUGAAGAUGUGUGCUUUUGUGUGACUUAGGAUGCUGGAGUUUUGGUCUGGAGUGUGUAUAUAUGCGUGUUUGAGAAAUGCUCCUUGUGUGGAUGUGUUCAGUGGCAAACAAAUGCAGAGAUUUAUUUUUAAGAACACUUGCUGCUUGCUGCUGUUGUAACUAGAAAUUGACAAGACAGGGAGGGUAGGUUUGGAUUGACAUCAGCGGUCCUUUCACACAAUAAAAUCAUACAGUUACGAUUCCACUUCAGCUGCCAGACUAAAAUCCUGUGGAGUUUUGAGGUUUGUUGUUUGAUGAGGCACUAGAACUCUCUCUGGUUGAGAAUUACAAACGGCCCACUAAACUGCAAAUCCCAGGAUCCCACAAGAUGUGGGGCCUUUGUGUAGAGAGAAAGGGACCCCCAUAAGCUAAGAAGAGAGCCAUGACCUCCCAUUAUAGACAUCCAGUGGACAAAGUUCUGGUCAUCUAUAGAUAGUGGGAUGAAAAGAAUCAUUUGGAGUGCCUUUGAACCUGCAUGUGGUGUGGGGAGACAGUUCCUCUGACCAUGAGCAGAGCGAAGUCUCUCUCUCUCUUUCUCUCUCUCUCUCCUGUCCUGGGAUGAUAGUGGGACUGAAAGAAAGCCUUCUUUUCCCUUCUGAACAGGGUAUGUCUAUAUAUAUAUUUUUUCCAUGUUCAUAAGAGUGCAUUGAAUUGGGUGUCAGUGGAGGCACAGUGUAUUUAGCCUCAGGUCAGAUAGAACUAGGGUCAUUACAUGUCAAAGCUUGAAAUGGCACCAUUUGGGUGGGUUGAGACGUCCAGGGCACCUGUCCCCCUUGCAGCAGGGCUGCUUUGCCAUGUUUUGCCUGAAGGAAGCCACAAACAUUGUCAUCCUAUGAGCCUGCCCCUCAAAUAAGGCCAAGAGGUCCAAAAUACUGAACCAGUACCCUGAAAGCAUGUAAUGAAACCAUCAAGGAUGUGCAUUUGUCACCUCUCAAGGUGAAAAAUGGGUUGAGGGCAGAGUGGUAGGAACAAAAUUGAAGGACAGUGGAGAUGGUUGAACAUUGCGUCCCUCUUGCUGCCAUUUCUCUGGUUCGUACCACUUCUUCCUGGUGUUUCUUGGAAAUCGGGCUCAUAGGAUGCAUUUUGGCAUGUCAAAAAGCCUCUUCCAGUCUUAACUGUGGAUGGAGUUGGGGGCUGGAGCAUCAUUUAAAAAUGAUGAGAGAUUCUUCAAAGCAAGAAACCAUGGUUUUAAUACCAUUAAAAAUACGGAGCCACUUGUGCGUCUGUUUGUUCACGGCAGUGAACAGACAGACCUAGUAGGAAGGUCUCCACUCAAAAGGAGCUUACAGUCAUCAUGGGCAAAGGAAGUCAAAUAUAGGUGAUUUCUAUUAGAAUGAAGGAGAAUUUACACACACACACACACACACACACACACACACACACACACACACACGGGAAGUACAGCCAAUGUUCCUAAAAUGCACACUGUGCGUCUGCCAUUUGAAUGUGGCUGUGAUUCUAAGCACACUGACUAGAGCAUAAAUGCCAUUGGAAACAGUGAACCUUGUUUCCAAGUCAACAUUUCUUAGGAUUGUACCGCAUAUCUUGAAUUUCUCCAGGGACUAGCUUGUGAAUCUUGCUACAUAUCUUGUGUUCAUAUCGUCCUCUCCCCAAAUUUUUCUCCAAACUGGAACCUCUCCAUUCAUCUUCUGAACACCUUGCGUCAUGUCCAGUUCCUUCUUUUGUGUUUCUUUCUGGUCUGCAGGGGAAAAUAUUGCCCCUCAGAUAUUCCCCGGACACAGAAGAACCACUUCUCUGAAUUGUAUGAAGUUUGACCGUCAGUUGUUUUAAUAAUAAUAAUGUUUAUUUUGGCUUUGGGUUUUCUGGCCCAAACUGUGGUGUGAAUGGCUGGUGGCCGAUUUCUAAUGACUUUGUUCUGCUUCACGAAUGGCCUUUUGAGAUCUUUUGUGGAAAUGUGCGGAGGGCAGAGUGGCGUGUGAUUUGAAGCAGCCCCAUGCAAUAGCAUCUUUUGCCAAACUUGUGCCAUCUGUGUCGAAUGUACAGCCGAUAACUGACCAUGGCUAAAACCGACCAAAUGUUCAAACGGCGGGGGUCGGGCAGGGUUUCUGUGAUCCAAAACUGGCUGCUUUCUAUCCCUUGGGCAACUGUCCGCCUGUUCAUCUGGACCCAUCCUGUGUAAUAAAACAUGGCAGAACUGAA
Sceloporus undulatus (fence lizard) is the source of this 9916-nucleotide messenger RNA. It is a transcript of the gene HCN2, whose product is annotated as hyperpolarization activated cyclic nucleotide gated potassium and sodium channel 2. Gene Ontology annotation, molecular function: voltage-gated potassium channel activity. The transcript has 7 exons. NCBI's taxonomy places the organism in Eukaryota, Metazoa, Chordata, Lepidosauria, Squamata, Phrynosomatidae. Bases 20 to 2437 code for a protein of 805 amino acids. Gene Ontology annotation, cellular component: membrane. Gene Ontology annotation, biological process: transmembrane transport; potassium ion transport. The record is from RefSeq and is a predicted model, not a curated record.